Messenger RNA from Manduca sexta (tobacco hornworm), 1615 nucleotides. Its product is annotated as enkurin domain-containing protein 1-like. NCBI's taxonomy places the organism in Eukaryota, Metazoa, Arthropoda, Insecta, Lepidoptera, Sphingidae. The record is from RefSeq and is a predicted model, not a curated record. The transcript has 4 exons. The coding region runs from base 228 to 1211 and encodes 327 amino acids. Gene Ontology annotation, cellular component: cytoplasmic microtubule.
AAAAGUGGCCAGAAACAAAACCAUAAACAACCACUUUUGACGUUGACGGCCGUUUGAAAAAAGUGACAAAAACCGAACGCAAAUCUGCAAAUAUUUUAUCUUGGAAAAAAUAUAUAAAGUGAAAAAACUAUGUACGUUCACAUACAUUAGGAAAGUGUCGUUUUUAUUGAACUCUAAAGAAUGAGUGUGUAUUUACGUUGCGGAUUUGUUUACGUUUGAUAUCAACUAUGUAUACACUGAAGGGAAUAUUCCCUGAACCAAAGAAAGAACAAAAAAAAAAUUUCAUCAGAGAAAAUAUGAAACAACUAAAAUUUAUUCAAGGUAAAUCGCCAAAGGAACCAAAGUAUCCGAUAAAAAAUUUAAACGCUCCGCGCUUAUCCAACACGGCCGGCAGCUCUCUCAGCCAAGUAAAAUCUUCACCGUCAACUAAAAGCGGUAAAGUUACACUUAACGUUGGCAAGACAAGCUUGACAAAUUCUAGAAAAAAGCACACAGAUGUGAGAUUAAAGAAGGGUGACAUGGCUGAAUUCUUGAAACGGAAAGAAAUGAGACAAACAAAGCCAGUAGAGGACUCUCCAGAUGAAGACUUAAAGUCUUCAGAAUCAUCUGGACGCCUAAGGGAUGUUGGCUGCCAGACAAUUGAAUCAAAUCUUGCACAAAGACUUGCCGAAAGUGCUAAACUUACUGUUCUGUACCCUAAAAAUGAUGUUGAGGAGAGUGAUGUUAAAUUGAAAGCAAGUGGGGAUACAGGACAACACAGCAGCCCACCACCUUCACAAACGCCGAGACGCGCCGGUGACAAUCUCCUUGACAAUGAAAGAAACCGCAGUCGACUUAAUGCAAUAUUGGAAAGGAAAGAUGCCAAAGACCCUUACUUGCCAUCAGGCUACCAAAAAGGAGUAUUACCGAAAUACCUUCGUGAGCGCAAGGAGCAAAUACAGAAGGAGGCAGAGGGCGCCACUGUUGAUGAUGAACACACCAGCUGCCCCCCUGGACAUGUAACUUUGCCUGAUACGGAACGGAAAGAAACACUGAGAAUGCUCAGAAAUAGUUUUGCAGAAUUGGUUAGCGAAUUAAACAAAUUACCAGUAAAGACUGACACACUGAAAAUGAGGAACAGAAAAAUGGAGCUUGAAAAACAAUUGGCAAAGCUGGAAGAAGGAAUCAAGGUUUUUUCCAGACCAAAAGUGUUUGUGAAAAUUGGAGAGUGAAAUUCUUUCCAUACACUGAGUUUUGUAAGGAGUGGUAGACAUAUGCCAUAUUGUUUUUGGUGAUAUUUUGGCCUAAGAUCCUCUGUAAUCUGAGGUAUUCCAUGGUUCUGCAGUUGCACUCCGUCCAUUUAAAGUCAAAAUUUUGUGUACAAAGAAAUCAAAUUUUUGUGAUCUCAAGUCCUUAAGUUAAUUUCGUGACCUGACUACAAACUACAAUUGAACAAAACAUUGUCUAUGGUCUUGUGAGUAAAUUGUCCUGUGUGUGUCCCACAACUAGUUUUUAGUCAGGUUGCAUUAGUAUAAUGUAUGUUGGUAAUUUGUUGUAAUUAAUAUAACAUAUAUUUGUACUGUUUACAGUGGUUUCUAUAGCGUUUUUGGAGAUUUAAAUACAACUAUUGAGUUAU